Molecule: messenger RNA, 1794 nt
Organism: Neoarius graeffei (lesser salmon catfish)
Lineage: Eukaryota; Metazoa; Chordata; Actinopteri; Siluriformes; Ariidae
Gene: ddx56
Product: DEAD (Asp-Glu-Ala-Asp) box helicase 56
Exons: 14
Coding region: 12-1637 (541 amino acids)
Cellular component (GO): nucleolus
Molecular function (GO): RNA helicase activity; ATP binding; nucleic acid binding
Source: RefSeq, a predicted model, not a curated record
CGUGUGUUAACAUGGCGACCGAGAAACUGCAGUUUCAUGAGAUGGGUUUAGAUGACCGUCUUUUAAAGGCGGUAGCUGAUCUUGGAUGGGCCCAGCCAACCCUCAUUCAAGAAAAAGCCAUUCCACUGGCUCUUGAUGGGAAGGAUCUGUUGGCCAGAGCUCGGACUGGUUCAGGGAAGACUGCUGCCUAUGCUAUGCCUCUGAUUCAGCGGAUCCUCACCGCUAAGCAGACGGUGCGAGAGCAGGCAGUGCGAGCUUUAGUCCUCGUACCCACCAAAGAACUGGGACAGCAGGCACAGGCCAUGAUUCGCCAGCUCACCGCCUACUGUUCCAGAGAUGUUCGUGUGGCCGAUAUCUCAGGCAAAGCAGAGUUAUCAGCGCAGAGGCCAAUUCUGAUGGAAAAGCCAGACGUUGUGGUGGGAACUCCGUCUCGGGUGCAAGCCCAUAUCAAAGCCCAGAAUUUGACGCUGCACUCUUUGGAAAUGCUUGUCGUCGAUGAAGCGGACCUUAUUUUCUCUUUUGGCUUCGAGGCCGAUCUUAAGAACCUCAUUUGUCACUUGCCUAAGAUCUAUCAGGCUUUCUUGAUGUCUGCUACACUCGAUGACAAUGUCCAGGCCUUGAAGGACCUCGUUCUACACAAUCCUGUGACGCUGAAGCUACAAGGCUCCCAGCUUCCAGACACCUCUCAGCUGCAGCAGUACAGUGUGAAAUGUGAAGAGGAGGACAAGUUCCUCCUCAUCUACACACUCCUCAAACUUGGCCUGGUACGAGGCAAGACGCUUAUAUUCGUCAGUAGUCUGGAUCGCUGUUAUAGGCUCAAGCUUUUCUUGGAGCAGUUCAGCAUUCCUUCCUGCGUCCUUAACUCCGAACUCCCUGUGCACUCAAGGUGUCACAUCAUAUCACAGUUUAAUCAGGGAUUCUACGAUUACAUCAUAGCCACAGACGAGCAAGGGCUCGACAACCCGACUGCCAAGAGCAGCAGGAAAAAGAAUAAAACAGGCAAAGAUAGAGAAUACGGUGUUUCCAGAGGUGUGGACUUCCAGAACAUCGCAAAUGUCCUAAACUUUGAUUUUCCCACUUCUGUUGAAUCCUACAUCCACAGAGUCGGCAGGACCGCACGGGCCGACAACAAAGGCACAGCUGUCACAUUUGUCUCCCAUUCUGAGCUCUUAUUGCUGGAGGAGGUUGAGUGCGCUCUUACAGGAGACAGCGGAAACUGCACCCUGAAGCCUUAUGGAUUCAAAAUGGAGGAAAUAGAAGGAUUUCGAUACAGAUGCCGGGACGCAAUGAGGUCUGUGACUAAGCAGGCAGUAAAGGAAGCCCGAUUAAAGGAGAUCAAGCAGGAACUGCUCAACUCGGAGAAGCUUAAGAUGUACUUCGAGGACAACCCGAGAGAUCUGCAACUGCUCCGCCAUGACAAAGACCUCCAUCCUGCCAUCAUCAAACCCCAUCUGAGAAACGUGCCCGAUUACUUGAUUCCGCCGACAAUGAAAAAUCUGGUCAAUCCCCUCACUCGCCGGAAGAAGAAGCUCAAGCGAGUCGUGAAAACUGCCUUCAAGAAGAAUAUCAGAGGGAAGAACCCGCUAAAGAGUUUCUGCUACGCCAGGAAAGCUGGGAAGCAGGACGACAAAUCCUAACAGCACAGGAUUGAGUUUUUCUCCAAACCAGUUGAGACACUGGGACGGAAAAAUCUCAUUAAUCCCCACCAUACCAGGCUUGAUGGACGUUCUGAGAGGACGCACCUGCAUUGAAUGCUUGGAAAUUAUUGUUUAGAAAUAAAUCAAUCAAAGAAGA